UAUGUUUGGUGUUAACUCUAUGGACACACUUUCAAGCUAGAAGAAAAGGAAUACAGGAACCCUCUUAUUAUCUUUUGAAAGAUGAAGAUCAGAGGAAAUGCUAGGUUUAAAGUGUGGAGUGAUGGUCCUAAAAGCCAGUCUAUAAAUUAGAUGGCAUCCUGUCUCUAAAAAAGAUUGAGGAGUAGAGCUGAUUUUCAGUCAUAUAGUGGAUUGUUAGUUUUGCCUUUAAAUCUGGUCAAGAAAGGAACAGACUGUGGGGCAAAGGACCCAGUACAAAUGUUUCCUCCAUGCAUGGAUUAAUGCAAGAUUUGGAAGCCAAAUUUGAAACAAUGGACAGCAAUAAAGAUGAUGGACUAUUGAAUGGGAUGUUAUUCUCUGGCGCUAUGUCCAUGGGUAAUAACCAUGUGAAUCCUCAUGGGUUACCACUCAGAGAGCCCUUUGGUGUUCCCUUCCAUUUUGAUCCAACUUACUGGGACCAAGCCUACCGUGGUUAUUCAGGUAGAUUUUCCUGCAUCCCUUUCUCUGGAUAUGUAGGAGUCUAUGACUAUUCUUUUGAGCCUGCCUUCAUUCGAAAGAGAAAUGAGAGAGAGAGGCAAAGAGUGCGUUGUGUGAAUGAGGGGUACACACGCCUCCGAGAACAUCUUCCCAAGGAGCUUGCUGACAAACGCCUCAGCAAAGUGGAGACCCUAAGAGCUGCAAUAAAUUACAUUAAACACCUUCAGAGUUUGCUGGACUGUCAGCCAUUAGGACCUACCACUAAGGAAACAAUAUCUGCUAAGGAAGCUACAGAUGCUUCCAGUCCUGAUCUAAGAAGGGAAUGCAACAGUGAUGGAGAGUCUAAAACCUCUUUAUCUUCAUCUCCAUACAGUGAGUUUGAGGAGACUUGCAUCUAGGAAACAUCAUUUUCAGAAACAGAUGCCUUCAAGACCAAUCAAAAACUCUAUUAUUGUAUCUAAAUCCACACAAUCGUUCUACAGGUCAAAAUGUAUCCUAGGAAAGAGAAAAGAGCCAGGGAAAAUAAAGGUAUCGUCAGUCUCUGAGAGGACCUUUUCACUGUUGUUGCAUGCACGUAGCCUAAAGGUGGUUCGUAAGGA
Molecule: messenger RNA, 1094 nt
Organism: Caretta caretta (loggerhead turtle)
Lineage: Eukaryota; Metazoa; Chordata; Testudines; Cheloniidae
Gene: ASCL4
Product: achaete-scute family bHLH transcription factor 4
Biological process (GO): regulation of transcription by RNA polymerase II; developmental process
Molecular function (GO): RNA polymerase II transcription regulatory region sequence-specific DNA binding; protein dimerization activity; DNA-binding transcription factor activity, RNA polymerase II-specific
Source: RefSeq, a predicted model, not a curated record